Molecule: messenger RNA, 1464 nt
Organism: Coccinella septempunctata (seven-spotted ladybird)
Lineage: Eukaryota; Metazoa; Arthropoda; Insecta; Coleoptera; Coccinellidae
Product: fructose-bisphosphate aldolase-like
Exons: 6
Coding region: 243-1337 (364 amino acids)
Biological process (GO): fructose 1,6-bisphosphate metabolic process; glycolytic process
Cellular component (GO): cytosol
Molecular function (GO): fructose-bisphosphate aldolase activity
Source: RefSeq, a predicted model, not a curated record
UGAAAAAUUGUCAGAAAACGUCAGAAUUUUUUUCCAAAUUGUGCACCGUCAAAUUCACAGUGCGGUUUAUUUCGGUUUCUUUCGAUUUCGACGAAAACUCGAGGUCCUACAUGAUACAGGGCGAUCGGCAGUCCGUAGAUUCACGAGUUUGAUCCAUCGGACCUUAGGUACUUUCGGUCCCUUCCGGUAGAUGAUAACAGCUAAAUUUCCGAUUGUGAAGCACCCCGAUAAUCUACAGGAGCAUGCCCACACGCUGGAACUACCCCGAGCCCGCGCUCCAGGACGAGCUGCGCAAGAUCGCGAACGCCAUAGUUGCCCCGGGCAAGGGCAUCCUGGCCGCCGACGAGUCCGUAAGCACCUGCGGCAAGCGACUCGCAGACAUCGGCACCGAGAACACGGAGGACAACAGGAGGAAGUACAGGCAGCUGCUGUUCACCACCGACAAGCAGCUGGGCGACUACAUCAGCGGCGUCAUACUCUUCCACGAGACCGUCUACCAGAAGGCGGACGACGGUACGCCCUUCAUCGAGCUGCUGAAGCAGAGGGGGAUCAUCCCCGGUAUCAAGGUGGACACUGGGGUGGUCAACCUGAUGGGGUCCUUGGACGAGUGCACCACUCAAGGUCUCGACGAUCUGGGCAAAAGAUGCGCCCAAUACAAGAAAGACGGCUGUCAUUUCGCCAAGUGGCGUUGCGUCCUAAAAAUCGGCGAACACACCCCUUCCUACCAGGCCAUCUUGGAAAACGCCAACGUUUUAGCCCGCUACGCCUCCAUCUGCCAGUCCAACCGCAUAGUACCUAUAGUAGAACCGGAAAUACUCCCGGAUGGCGACCACGACAUCGAGCGCUGUCAAAAGGUGACGGAGACUGUUUUGGCCUUUGUAUAUAAGGCGUUGGCCGACCACAACAUCUUCCUGGAGGGUACCUUGCUGAAGCCCAACAUGGUGACGGGGGGUGCGCAGUGCUCCACCAAGUACAGCAAGGAGGAGAUCGGGAAGGCCACGGUGGUGGCCCUGUCCAGGACUGUACCUCCGGCCGUACCAGGCGUCACUUUCUUAUCCGGCGGACAGUCUGAAGAAGAGGCUACAUGCAACCUGGACGCUAUGAACAGAUACCCGGGUAAAAAACCCUGGGCCUUGACCUUCAGUUAUGGGAGAGCCCUUCAAGCUUCCGUCCUUAAGGCUUGGGCUGGGAAGGACGAGAACAUAGCGGCGGGACAGCAAGAACUCUUGAUCAGGGCCAAGGCCAACAGCGAAGCUUCCUUGGGUAAAUACGAGGCGGGUAGCGCUCAAGGGAAAGCCGGGGAACAAGGAUUGUUCAUCAAGGACCACGCGUAUUAAGAGGUUGAAAAUUUACGGACAGUGACCUAGCUAUCUUCUUAUUUAUGUGAAACAUUGGCAAAGUGAUGAAGUACCUAUACGAUUUAUAUACGAUAUACAGGGAAAUUAUAGAUUUUAUUUUAUGGUA